GGAGGGUGGGGGUGUGAUUGCCGGGAAAGAAGCAGAGGGAUAAAAACCCAAAAGCAGAGCGCGAGCCCGCUAACAUUUUUGUUUUUGGCAUCAAAAUUUUGAAACCCCGCCUUCUUCUCACCCUCACCGCGCCCUACUUGGAUUUCAUUUGCCACUCCUAAAGAAACCAAAUUCCCGAUCCCAUCUCUGCUUCUACGCACUUUCACUCCAAAACUCCCAACUCUGCUACUAAUUCCAUUCUUUCCCCAUACUCUUUCUAGGGUUUCUCUCCAAUUCCCUGUAUUCCACCUUCCACAGUUUGUGUUUUCUACUCCUGUUCCAAUAAUUGCGAGCUUUUGUCUUGUUUGCGAUUUCUAUGGCGUCUGAAAACCUAGAAGACAAGAAAGCAGAGGACGAAGCUCCUGUCGAGGAGAAUAAGGAGCUCGAAGAAAAGCAAGAUGGUACAGAAGAAGAUACUUCCGAAGGCCAGGAACCGGGAAAAGAAGAGACCGACUUAGGAAACCAGGAAGUAGCCGAGAAAAAAGUUGGUAGUGCAGAAGGCGAUCCCGAAGAGGGAAAUGGUGAUGCUAAAGCCGAGAAGAGUAAGGAGGAGGCGGAGCAGAAAGGCGGGCCAGAAAUUCAAGAAGUGGCUGAGGAGCAGGGCACAGUUGCAAAGGACGAAUCCAACGAAGCCAGCGUAGAUGAGGAAGACGAAGGAGAUAACGAUGCUGAAAGUGAAGGCGAAGGUGAAAGCGCAGGUGAACCCGAAGGAAGCGAGGAAGCGAAGAAGGGACCGAAGGGAGAUGCAAAGAAGGAUAGAAGGGCGUCUGUGAAAUCAAGGAAAGAUUCUGCAGAGAAGAAAGGYAAAAAAGAUUAUAGUUUGAAGGAGCCGCUCACGCCAUCCAUUGAGCGGCCAACUAGGGAGAGAAAGACUGUCGAGCGGUUUUCCGUGACAUCGCCAGGCAGGUUGGUGAGGUCUUCUGCAAGCAAAGGUAUAUCAAUUGAGAAGGGCCCCGGUACUAAGCUCAAGGAUAUUCCAAAUGUGGCUUUCAAACUGUCGAAGAGAAAAGCUGAUGACAAUGCUCAAACCUUGAAGAGGAAUAUUAGCCAGUUUUCGGGUUAUGUUUGGGUUGAGAGUGAGCAAGAAAAACAAAGGUCAAAGGUAAAGGAUAAGCUCGAGAAGUGUGUUAAAGAAAAAUUGGUGGAUUUUUGUGACGUGUUAAAUAUCCCAAUAAACAAAACUAGUGUAAAGAAGGAGGAAGUCUCAGCAAAGUUAUUAGAAUUUUUGGAGUCACCACAUGCUACAACUGAUGUUUUGCUGGCUGACAAGGAGCAGAAAGGCAAAAAGCGGAGGAGGGUGAGUUCAGGCAAGAUAGUUGGUUCUGGAGAAUCUGCAGAAGUGUCUGCCAAGAAACAAAAAUCUCAGCCUACAAAGAAGAGAAAACACACAUCUGAAGUUGAGGAAGAAGAGGAUGAUAAAGUUGAAACUUCAAACGAGAAGGAUGGUUCUCAUGAUAAUGAUGAUGAUGAUGAUGUGACAGCAUGGAAAGAAGACAUUGAUGAAAAAGAUAUAUCAGAUGAAGAUGAUAAGACRCCAGAGAAAUUGUCUAGUCCCAAGAGGUCAUCUAAGAAGGCUGGAAAAGAUGAUUCUGGGUCUAAAUCUGCAGAAAAAGCUUCAUCUACAAAGAAAGCUACUGUAAAAUCUUCUAAAGGUGCUGCAAAAUCAACAAAGAAAUCGUCUGAUUCAAUUUCAAACAAAGGUGAUGCUGUCAAGUCUACUGGCUCACCAUCAAAGUCAAAGGGCACGUCAAAAAAGCAAAAGGUUGAGGAGAAGAAGCCAGUAAAGGAAAAAUCUUCGGGCAAGAAACAAACUAGCAUAGUCCCUGCAAAGGUUUUGGCUGAAGAACAAGGCAAGGGGAAAAAUAGCAAGAAAGCUAAAAAAGAACCCAGCAGAGAGGAGAUGCAUGAAGUUGUAGUUAAUAUUCUGAAGCAAGUUGAUUUCAAUACUGCAACUUUGUCCGACAUUCUCAGGCAACUUGGUACCCACUUUGGUGUGGAUUUAAUGCACAGAAAAGCAGAGGUGAAGGAUAUUAUCACAGAUGUGAUCAAUAACAUGAGUGAUGAAGAAGAGGAAGCUGAUGAGGGUGGUGGGGCUAGUGAUGAUACGGAUAAGGAUGAGGAUGCUUAGCUUAAGCUUGUUUAAUGGGCGCUUAAUUUUUCAUAUCCCUGGCAGAAAAUCACAGGAUGCUUUCUGAAUGAUCACCCUCUCCAUGAUCUCCAACAGCAGUUUGUAUGAUUGUUUCAGUAGAUGUGUCUAGAUAUAUGUUUGGCAUGGUCUGUAUAAUGUACCAUAUAGAUUUAACAUUUUUGUAUGGUAACUUCUUGUUGGCUUAGUCCCAUUUUUUCCCCUUCCCCCUCGAACUAAUUGUAUUUUAGCUCUCCCUAGACAAGUAGUCACUGGAUUACAGCAUAUCAAUCUUACAAGUUUAAAUUAUUAGAUUGCAAA
Molecule: messenger RNA, 2485 nt
Organism: Momordica charantia (bitter melon)
Lineage: Eukaryota; Viridiplantae; Streptophyta; Magnoliopsida; Cucurbitales; Cucurbitaceae
Source: RefSeq, a predicted model, not a curated record